Messenger RNA from Calidris pugnax (ruff), 4953 nucleotides. It is a transcript of the gene FNDC7, whose product is annotated as fibronectin type III domain containing 7. NCBI's taxonomy places the organism in Eukaryota, Metazoa, Chordata, Aves, Charadriiformes, Scolopacidae. The record is from RefSeq and is a predicted model, not a curated record. Bases 297 to 2507 code for a protein of 736 amino acids. Gene Ontology annotation, molecular function: protein binding. The transcript has 13 exons.
CUUUAUGAAUCUCAUCUAAGCAAUACAGAAACUGCAUCGGUAACGGAAGGGGAGAAACCCCCCCCCACCUGCCUGCCUGAAAGCUGGAAGCUGUGGGACUCACCCCACCAUGGCUUUGGUGACAGCUGGCAGGCCGUGGUCCAGCAGGGAGGAGGGCCUCCCUUACGCCAACUCCACCUCCCCUCGUCCCAAGGAGUGAACCUGUGGUGACAGCACCACCACAAAAUAUUGCUGGUGACAGCGAGCACUGGCCCAAGCUCAUCCCCCUGCGGAGGCUGGAACAAAGUUCUGACAAGAUGUGCAGUGCAAAAAGUAAAUCAUUAAUAUUUAUCGGACUGCUUUUCAGCUGCCUAGAAAUGAUCUCUUCAGCUGACACAGGUUUCUCUAUGUCUACAUACGAUGUGACAUCACGAAGCAUUUAUCUCAGAUGGCCCAAGUUUUCAGGAGCCUCUUCUUACAGAGUCACAGCCACAGCUGUGAAUACUGUGGGCCAUUCAUUGCUGGCUCAUUUUAGUGAUGUUACGCUUAAAGGAACUCUAACUUCAUUAAUUCCCAAUACUAUUUAUGCUAUACAAGCGGAAGCCAUUGACAAGAAUGGAUUUAUUCUUGCAGAAACACAGAUCAUGCAGUCAACAGCUCCAGACAUACCUGUUAUUGACCAAGCUUAUUCAAAACUUAGCAACAGUAUCACAGUGGAAUGGAGAGCGGUACCUGGGGCUACUGGUUAUCUGCUGACUGCACAGGAUGGAGAUUCCUUCGUUGAAACUGUAGUUACAGAUUCUCCAGGCACAGUGACGGGACUGAAACCUGCCACCUUGUACAGAAUCACUAUCAGAUCUAUAAAUUCAGGAGGAAAAAGCCAGCCUUCCCCUUUCAGAAAAGCAAAGACAGUCCUGGCUGCUCCGAUUCUGUCUGUCAGUUCUCUGAGUUGUGACUCCAUUGCAGUGAGCUGGAAAGCUGUGUACAUGGCAGCUGGGUUCUCUGUGUCCCUCAUGAGGUCAGAUGGUUUGGGCAGAAUGCUGAAGGAGAACACCACCAACACCUCCUUGAUAUUUACAAAUCUAGAUCCAGGAACUCUCUAUACUAUCAAGGCAUACGCCUGGAAUGUCAAUGGAAUCCCUGGAGAUGAUUUCACAUAUAACCAAAGAACAAGUCCUAAGGCACCAGCGGAUGUUCAAGUAUCUUUUAACAGUGGUGCUUUAAGAGCGAUUGUUUCUUGGAUGCCAACAGAAGGAGCUCUGACUUACAGCGUGACAGCCUCCAGGGGACUCUUGGAACUGAAGUGUAACACCUCUUCUGCCUCCUGCCUGGUGCCAUCGCUCCAGUGCGGCUCUGAGUAUUAUGUUUCUGUCACGGCAUACAACGAUGCUGGAUCCAGUAAACCUACUGACCCAGUGAGCUUAAAAACUAUUCCUUGUGCACCAGUAAAUAUAUCCAUUGAAGAGGAUGAACCUGGCCACUUGUUGGUAUCAUGGACUAGUGUCAGUUUUGGUGAUUAUUAUGUGGUUUUUGUGAAGAGUGAUGAUGGCCUGGAAGUGCACUGCAACACGUCACAUACUCAAUGCCAUUUCCAGUCGGACUGUGGCUUCACUUAUUUCAUUAGUGUCUUUGCAUAUAACAAGGCUGGGCAGAGUCCUUUAGGUGAUGUAUUCAAUUACACUACUGCUCCCUGCAGUCCUGAAAUUAAAAAUAUCUCAAAGGAGGCUCGCUCUGUCAUCAGUGUGCACUGGCAAUCUAACAACGAAGCAGCUACCUAUAUUGUCACUGCCAGAGGAGAGGCUGGACUUUGGCAUUGCACAAGCUCUGGAAAUUCCUGUACUCUAUUUAAUAUUCCCUGUGGAUCAGCUUUCUCUGUUAGUGCUAUAGCAAAAUCACCAGCAGGACAGAGCUUACCAAGCUACAGUGUCCCUUUAGAGACAGCUCCUUGUUGCCCUGAUGAGCUGAUGCUAACUCAAGUGACACAGUCUGUAACAAAUAUCAGCUGGUCUGUUGGGAUGGGUGCACAGACAUACAUAAUGACCCUGGAGUCUCCAAAAGGACAGGCAAAGUGUCACACUCUUCAAAACUACUGUCUCCUGGGAUGCAUCACAUGUAGCACCAACUACACAGUAUCUCUGAAAGCAAUCAGUGAAACGGGUUUGACUUCCAGUUGCACAUAUCAAGGAUAUUCUUCCAGUGCUUGUUGCCCUUCUGGGGUGAAGCUCUUUAGACUCAGCAAUAACGGAAUCAGAGUGUACUGGCGAGCUUCUGAUGAGAGGAUAAACUAUAACACUGAUUUACAUGGCUCAAAAGGCAAUUUCACCUGUAGCCCCAGCUCAGGUCUAAGUCACUGCGAUAUCACCGAGAUACCUUGUGGGGAUGUCUACACAGUGGUAGUAUCUCCAGUUACUGAUAAAGGGACGAAGCUCACAUUUUGUCCUAAAAGAAUAUAUUCAGUAACCUGUUCUGGAAGCUCUGUUGGAAUGGUGAUUUAUAGAGGAAAGAGCAAUGCAGAACAACAUGUCUAGGUGAAAAUUCUGUUUCAGAUAAGGCGUUUUGAGAGGUGACUCAUGAGUGUAAGCAAGCGUCCUCUUCGCAUAAACUGACUGGUUUUGCUUUGUGACUAAUGAAGGGCUGACAGUUACUACUAAAAUUUUUAUUUCCCGUUUUUUGGAAAAGGCAGAAUCUUUUCUCAUACUACACAGUGGUUACUUUUUCAGCCAACAUGGAAAGCAAAGUUCAAGUUCCAAGGGUUCUACAGACACAAAACAAUUACUCCAAGAUACCUUACAAAAACAAUCUUCAGCAGCUUAUGUAUAAAGGUUACCCAAAGGCAACAGGGUUUUUAACACUAUUUUCAGCUUAUAGAAAUAGAUUCUGAAAGUCUGAAAGGCAUUCUGAAAGUUUCCUGUCUUCUCAGGACACAGUUGUACUGGGUGUCUCAGUCACUGCUGCUUAAAAUAAUCUUGCACAAAAUAAUCUCAGGGGAAUCUCACUUCAGUACAUUGACUGUAGAUGGCCCAAGAACUACAUGUUGCUUCUUAGAACGUGAUCUGCAUUUAUUCAGUGUCAAACAAGUCUUUCUUUAGGGAAUAUUAUUUAAAACUGUCCUGCAUAACUUAGUAAAAAGCUUGUUUUAUUCCUCAUUUGAAAAAAAAAAAGUAAGAAUGUAAAAAUAAGUAUCGUUCACAACUUUCUUCCUGAGGGUUUUAUUUAAAUAUUUUUUCUUUGCAGUCACUGUUGUCAAACAAUGUCACCAAAGCCUAAGUGUUUAACCGGAUGGCUAGUAACUGGAUUUUCAGAGGUCUAAAGCAAUCAGUUUAUCUUGGAAUCCAAUUCAAGCCACAGCUUUCUUGUUUUCAUAUAAACAAUUCCAUGCUCUUACGUGCUGCUACAACCUUUAGAAUGCUGUAGUACUAUUUUCAUCAACUCCUCUUAUUUUCAUGAUUGAAAACAAAAAGUGUAAUUGAACAGAAUGUAUUAUUUGCAUGUCUGUUAAAAAAAAAAAAAUAAAAGGAAAAGAAAAGAAAAAUGCUGAAGAGGAGUUAAGAUUCCAAAGAAAAUUACAUUGAUUCAGUUCAAAGAAAUUAGUUAGAAGAUGGACAGUUUACCAAACAGGGAGGAAAAGCAACACAACCAGAGCCAGAUCCACUCCUGCUAUGGCUGUGUAUAUGUUGCAGGCGUUGUUACUUACACAUUAGACAUUGUCUAAUGAUACUUAACACUGCUGAUCUGUGAAACAUCACUGGCGCUUCCUGAGGUGAUGAAAAAGCUUUAGUCAGGAUUAGUUUUGGAUUCUCUCCAGAUUGAGGCAAAUAUUUGUGGUUUUUUUUUUAUGGGUCACACUGGCUUGUUUUAAGAUCACAGGAAAGGACAAUGAGAUGUAGUGUUUCCAUAGAUGUAGUUUCUAUACUGUUUACUAGUAUGAAGCUCUGGUCCUUCAUGAAGCAAAAAAAGCAAGCAACCAAAUAAACCCAAAUAAACGCCAAAAUAACAAAAACCCCCACCAAGCCCCCAACCAAUCAACGUCCCCCUCCAACCAAACCAACCCUCCAGACCUCAAGAAGCACGCAGAGGUAGGCAGCAUAUUGGUAUGCCACGUAAAAUGAAUGCUUUCAGAACAGUAUCUGUGAAAUCGCUUAUACUAACAAAUUAGGUGAUUAAAAACACAUGAUGGAUGCCUUCAUUAAUGCUUACUUAAUAAAAAAUGUCAACUGAAGGAAUAAUUUUAAAGAUGUAUUAGUUGCAAUUACACAGAUGAACACUUGCCAACAAAAUCUGUACAUACUGUAACAAAUAAAAAUUAUUUGUAAUUGUAUUUGACACAGAAGUAAUAGCUCAAAAAUUUGAUAGGCUCUUUUCAGUCCAGUAAAAAAACUGGGAAAAAUCUAUCCUUCAGUUGGUUUCAGAUUUGACCCCAAAUUGCUGAGACUGAAGAAGUGUUCUCCCACAUCCAACUAUUGUUGGGGAAAAUAAAUAAAUAAAUUCAAUUUAAAAAAAAUCCAAAAACUACAUUGCCAAACCUCAAGUGGCAUUUAAAUGCUGGUUUACCCUGCUUAAUAGCUGGGGGACGUCUCCCAUAUGUAAAGUUAGAUGCACUUCAUAGCAGUGCAGAAAGGGCCUAAACAGCUACCAAAGCCAGUAGAAGUCACCUAUUUCUUUCAGGUUCCCCUUAAGAGAUCCCAUCUUUGAGUCAGUACAGUAAUGAGUCAGCUGUGAAUACUAGAAGUAUGAGCUCAUUCGUGUUUCUUCAUCAAGAUAUAAAUGAAAGUAUAAAAAAACCAUGGGUAUGGAUGGUGUUCUAAGUACCCCACAAUGUCGUGAGAUAAAUUGCCCUGCCAUUCAGGUCACCUUUUUCAAUACAGAUAGACAAUAAAAAUACCACUCUUAUUUAAAAGUCAGAUUCAUACAAGUCCUUUUGUACUAAUCACCUGCAGUUACGUGACAGUAGGUAGAUCUCUGGGGCCAAAGCCU